Eremothecium sinecaudum is the source of this 5790-nucleotide messenger RNA. It is a transcript of the gene UBR1, whose product is annotated as E3 ubiquitin-protein ligase UBR1. Gene Ontology annotation, biological process: ubiquitin-dependent protein catabolic process via the N-end rule pathway; protein ubiquitination. Gene Ontology annotation, molecular function: zinc ion binding; ubiquitin protein ligase activity. The record is from RefSeq and is a predicted model, not a curated record. NCBI's taxonomy places the organism in Eukaryota, Fungi, Ascomycota, Saccharomycetes, Saccharomycetales, Saccharomycetaceae. Bases 1 to 5790 code for a protein of 1929 amino acids. The transcript has a single exon. Gene Ontology annotation, cellular component: ubiquitin ligase complex; cytoplasm.
AUGAUUAAAGAGUCCCACCAGGAGGUGCAGAUACACAUUAGGAAUACUCUAGAGUCUAUUCAUGAUAUUUUGUAUUUUAAGUCGCCUCGUGGGCCCCAGGAGAGGGCUGAGAUGGAUAAAGUUUUGAAGUGUUUUAUAUUCAGGUAUUUUUACUUUAUGUUAUCAGACAAUGGUAAGUUGUUGCCACUCAUGUUUACGUCUGUACAAGGAGAUAAGUUUCCGUCUUCUGUUGAGGAUGCAAUGAACGUCGACCCAUCGUCACUGCUGUCUCUGUCAAAAUCCGAUUCAUUUUACAAUAUUGAUGAAUCGGCUAACCCUAAAAAUCAUAACCACAAGGGAAGAAACUGUGGUCGUUCUUUUCAGCCAGGUGAGCCCCUCUACAGGUGUCAGGAAUGUGCUUACGACGACACCUGUGUAUUGUGCAUAAGAUGUUUUAAUCCUCUUGAUCAUGUAAACCAUCAUGUCUCUACUCACAUAUGCAGUGAAUUUAACGAUGGUAUAUGUGAUUGUGGAGACGUCGAGGCUUGGAAUGUAGAGCUGAACUGCAAGGCUGAGGAGGAUGAUAAUUCGUCACUUGAUGAGGAGAUUGCGCGCCUGUUUGAGAACGAUCAUAUAUCACAGCUAUUUGAAACGGUUCUGAGCGAGUUAUUUGAUCAUUUCAUAGAGGUUUUUAACCAGAAUAUUGAACCGCUACCCACCAUUCAAAACGAUUUAACCGUAAGACUACGGGAACUUAUACAAAGUGGUAAAAUUAAUGAAAAAAGGGAGUUACUGAACGCAUUAGCAUAUAGAAAUAGGUACAUGGAAGCAAAGAAUGAAUCAACGCAUGAUUUGGAAGAACCGAGUACUUCAACUGACUCCUUGAGGGAUUAUGCUGUUUUGAUUUAUAAUGACGAAUAUCAUAACUAUUCCCAAGCCACAGCGGCUUUGCGACAAGGUGGUCCCGAUAGUAAACAUACAGAUGUCCUCACAGCUAGAAUAGAUAGUGAAGGACGUGUAAUAUUGAAUUGCUCUAAUGAUGUAUCAUCCUUGUUUAAUGGGUUUUUCUCUGUCCAGACUAACGGUCUCAGCGCAAUAUUAAUUCCGUGGUCUGAAUACAUUCAUCAGGAAGUUUGUAAAUAUAUGAUUCACUGGGUAAAAAACUGUUUAUUAGUUCCCAAUCCAGCCUUCCAAAAGGUUUUCAGAGAGGCUAUAGGUAAAGUUUUGUGCGCAGAGUAUGACCGAGCUGCAGAGACAAAGGAUAUGACAGAGGUCAUUGAUAAGCAUUUUAAGGCGAAAUUCAACUCUCAGAAUAUUCAUAGAUAUGCAGAUCUCUCUGUUUUGGGUAAAGGUAACGUUAUACCACUUGGUCAUCAUAAAAUUUUAACAACAGAGGGACUCAAUACCAUUUCUGUUGGUCUGAACGACUAUGAGGAGCCAAUUCACAGGAAAUAUGUUAACAGUAGAUUACAACAGAUAUUAUUUUUUGACAAUCGGUAUUGGAAGAAACUGAGAAAAGAUGUGCAACAUACCAUCAUCCCUACUUUGGCUUCUUCAGUUAAAUAUAAGCCAUUGUUCAGUGAUCAAGUUGUUCAGAUUUUUAAUCAUUUAACUAGGUCUGUGACAUUUAUGGAUAGGGAACCUCAACUAAGUGUUUUAAGUGACUGUGUGGUCCAGCUAUUUACAUGCCCCACUACAGUUAGAAAUCUUUUUGAAAGUGGUAACUUCCCUGAUGUCAUGUGGUCAGUUAUUGAUAUCUUUACAACGUUUUCUAAAGUUGAUAGCGGCUCAUUAAUAUGGCAGCGGGUCCAAAAAAGUAAUCCAAGCAAAUCCUACAGUUACUCCUUUAAACACUGCUUGUAUGCUGUUGAGACGUUGCUAAGCAAAGUUGAAAAUCCGAACUUUUUGCUGAGAGCGCCGGAGUUUAUUUCACUUGUAACGCUGUGUAAGCUAUUCAACGGUGCUUGGAAAAUUAAAAGGAAAGAAGGAGAGCAUGUCCUUAGGGAAGAUCAAAAUUUCAUCAUAUAUCUGGAGCACACAACCUCGAUCUAUAACACAAUCCAAUCGAUAAACAAAGUGUUGGAGACUUAUAGACCCUUGAUAGAUGAAAGAUAUCUGUUAGAAGCCAUUAGGCUAUUGAAUGAAUUUUUAGGUCACAGAACGCUUCCGUAUAAGUUAGUAUUGGAUGCAUAUGAUGUCAUAGCUUUUACUGUUAGUAAACAAAGUGUGGCGUUUAUGAAUCCUGUACACUGCUUGCUUUCAUAUCUGGUAGAAAAAGUACCAUUGAAGAAAGCCUUCGAAUAUAUGUCAUCAACAAAAGAUUUCUUAACAAUUUCGGAUUUUCCAUUACGUGCAGUUGUGCUAUGCGCACAGAUUGACGUUGGUUUUUGGGUUAGGAAUGGUAUGUCUGUUUUACACCAAUCUUCCUAUUACAAAACAAACCCAGCGCUUGAUGCGUAUAGGAGAGAUAUCCACUUAAAUCAAUUAGCCUUGUUGAGAGAAAAUGAUGAUUUAUCAAGGGUAUUUUAUAAUAUGUUGGACAGGUGGGAGCUAUUGGAAUGGUUUACAGGUGAAGAGCAAUAUGAGCGAAACGUUUACGAAGAGCGUAUAUCUCAUAUCUUACAGCAGUUUGUGGCUUUCUUGUAUCAGAUAUUAACAGAAAGGCAAUUUUUUAGACAUUUUGCUUCCAAUGCUGAACGCGAAGCCCACGAUAUGAAAAACUUUGUCGUGUAUAGUUUAUUGAUGAAACCAUUACCUUACUCGGAACUAUUGAAGGCGGUACCUGAUUAUAUGACGGAUCGUACGGUAUUGUUUGAUAAGGUUUUGAAAGAAAUAUGUGAUUAUAUCGAGCCGAAAGGGUUAGAAGAUAGUGGUGUUUUUAGGCUGAAGACUGAAAUUUACCGUGAAGUUGAUCCGUUACAUUUGCUAAAUAUCAAGAAUGAUUUUGAACAUACGGCAACUAUAAUUAAAACCCACUUAGCCAAUAUGCAUGAAGAUGCAUCAAAAUAUCUACAACCACAACUGCUAAUGCCAAAAUAUAUGGACGAAUUCGCUGCUACUUUGGGAGAUUUUACUAGGACGAGAGUCUUUGCUAAAUUUAUUUACAAGUUGUUGCAGACAUGUAUCGAAAGGGAGGAUGGAACGUAUGCUUAUGAAUUGUUGCACCUACUUCAUGCAAUAUUCAAAGACGAAGAAUUGAUUCGUGGUAAAGAUUCGCUGCCAGAUGCAUACAUUACAAAACCGAUCUGCAACCUGUUGUUACUGAUUGAUUCGAAAUCUAAAGUGUUUUCAGAAAAUGUUUUGGAGAAGGCAGAUUAUUUACUGGAAAAUAUGAUCAUAAAGAAGCCAUCAGAAAUAUUUGAAUCAUUAGUGGCAUACUUCGGGCAAGAAUAUGUUGAGAGCUAUAAGGCAAGGAAAAUUAAUCAGGGAGUUCAUUUCGAAGAAACAGAAAAGGAGCGCAGGAAACGUCUUGCAAAACUCCGCCAGCAAAAGAUUAUGAAGAGAUUCUCUAAACAACAAAGUAAAUUUGCCAAAGAAAAUCAGGAUUUGGUUUCCAAUGACGAGAGUGACAAUAUAGACGUAGAUGCCGAUAAUAUUAACUUUGAGCAUAUCAUGUGUUCGCUAUGCCAAGACGAAAAUUCUGUUGAUAUAUUUGUAAUUCCAGCCUAUCAUGAAAGUUCUCCAGUGUUUUUGUAUGGUGGUGACGUUCCUCAAACUUUUGCUAAGGACUGGGAACCUUUUAAUAACGAUAGCGAAAACUUAACUGUUGAAGACCCCAUAAAGUUAGAUUCAUUUAAAAGUGCUAGCCGCGGGGCAACGAAGACGUUUGUAUCUUGCAAUCACACUAUCCAUUAUGAAUGCUUUAGGCGGUAUGUCCAAAAAAAACGGUUUUCCGAUAACCUAUUUAUUUGUCCAUUAUGUCAAACUUUGUCGAAUUCUGUUCUACCUAUCAGCAGUAACCAAUUCGUACCCAGUAAUGUAACCAUUGAUGAUUUAUUACUGGAACCACAUAACAAAAAAAAUAUUGAAAAGUUUAUCGACGGAAAGAAAGAAGAUAACGUUACUGUAAACGUCCUUAAGGAAAUCUGCAGGAGAAAUGCGUAUUAUCGUGGCGAAUCAGGUUUUGGUGUUGCCCAUGGCUUUGUUGCUUGUUAUUUAGCAUUUCAUUGGGCUAACACUGUCUGUAUGAUUGAAAUAGCAUCCAGAGAUGACAAAAAUCCACAUGCUGCUCUCCUUAGAGGUAAGGAGCAAAAGCUAAAGACAUUAAAGAGUUUAUUGAAUACCAUAUGUUGGUUUUAUAAGUGUUUUGGGCCACCAAAGUCGGAGUAUUACCCGUUCAGUGUUAAGUGUCACGUUAAUCGUCUCUUCCAAUAUAUAACAAGGAAAGCGCUGUUUUCGGACACUCCGAUCUCUGAAACUCUCUCUCACGCGUUUUCUGUAUGGAUUAGGAAUUUGGUGUCAAAGUUCAUAAGCAAUUCGUUCAAGACCGAUUUCGAAGAGGUUUACCAACAAGCUCAGAAUUUGGGAACAAUUUACGAAUCGCCACCAGAAUAUGAACCUUCGUGGAGGCGCCUCAUACCAGCUGAGUGUUUAGAGAAUCCGAUGCUGACAAAAAAGAUAUUUGAUUUGACGUAUACUAUGGUGAUGAAGGCAUUGUUACCAAAUUUGAGGCGCUGUUUGCUGAUGUUGCAAACCUUUUCGGCUGCAUUGUCUUCAAAAACUGAGCUACAGAUAGAAGGAAUCAGUCUACCAGACGGUCUAGAUACAACUGAUUUCCCGACUUACUUCAAUAAGUUAAUAAAACUUCUUACAAAGAGCACCUUUCAAACUUUGUUGGCUAGGUCAGUCAAUGAAACUUAUGAUGAUCCAUUUUUGGAUUAUUAUCGUAUGGAAUACACUGGGGUUGUCAAGUUGGUUAAUUUAGCAAAACACUUGAACACUUACGUAACAAACGCCCAAGAGCUCAAGUUAAGCAAUGAAUCAAAUGCCUUACAAGCAAAGAACGUUAAUAGAUUGGAUUUUAAAAUAUGUCUGACAUGUGGUGUAAAAGUAUACUCAAGGGGAGAUGGAACCGAAUUGGUAAAACAUGUAUCAAAUAACUGUUUCAAGCCAUACGGGCUUUUCUUAAUCCCGCAUGAAAGUGAGGUUAAGUUGGUUUUGCAUCAUCCACAUUCUCACAUCUCAAUACCUGCUCCAUAUCUAAAUUCUCAUGGUGAGAUUGGAAAGAACGCAAUUCAACGCGGUGACUUGGCAACCUUGUCCUUGCAACGUUAUGAACAUCUGAACAACUUAUGGUUGUAUAAUGAGAUUCCUGGAUAUAUAAGCAGAAUUAUGGGUGAUGAAUUUAGGGUUUCGAUCAUUUCUAGUGGCGUGGUGUUCAAUUUUGAUAGAAAUGUUUUGAGAAGGCAGAUGCGCGGAACUGUCGAUCACGAUGUAAGCAGUGAUGAGGAAGACCUUGUUGAUGAUGAAGAUGUGGGUCCUGAUGAAGAAACUAAUCUUAGAUGGGAAGUUACCCCAGAAGAAUUUUUCCGGGAUGGAAUUCUCAGGCUAGGUGGAGGUCCUGGACAAGGAAGGGAUAUUAGGGAUUUCUUCCAAUUCAUCACCAAUCUAAGAACGGAUGAACAAAAUGAAACGCGUGCGUUCCAAUUCACAGGCAAUACGCCUAUAACACAUGAUCAGGGUGGAGAAGAAGGUGGAGAAAGAGAGGAUGCUGAUGCUGAUGCUGAUGCAGAUGCUGAUGCUGAUGCUGAUGGAGAUUUAGAUGGCGAUGAUAGAAGUCGUGACGACGGUGCUGAUAUAGAUCGCCAAUGA